Molecule: messenger RNA, 657 nt
Organism: Drepanopeziza brunnea f. sp. 'multigermtubi' MB_m1
Lineage: Eukaryota; Fungi; Ascomycota; Leotiomycetes; Helotiales; Drepanopezizaceae
Biological process (GO): carbohydrate catabolic process
Cellular component (GO): extracellular region
Molecular function (GO): cutinase activity
Source: RefSeq, a predicted model, not a curated record
AUGCUUCUUCUCCUGCCCUCUCUCCUCGCUCUCCUCCCCCUCGCAGGCGUCGCAUCACCCUUGUCGUCCGUCCGCGCCAACAAACGCGGCACGAAUCUAUCGUCCGAAACGCAGAACGGCCUACUCGACGGCUCGCCCUGCGCCCCCAUCACGCUCAUCUGGGCUCGAGGCACCAACGAGAUCGGCAACGUCGGCCUGCGCACCGGCCCGUCCUUCUUCAAGGCCGUCGCGGACAUCAUCGGCCCGAAGAACCUGGCCGUGCAUGGCGUCACGUACCCGGCGGGGAAGCUAGGCUUCUUGUCCGGGGGAAGUGCAGAGGGGAGCAGGAACAUGGCGGAGCUGGCGGAGCUGGCGGCGAAGCAAUGUCCCGAGACGAAGAUUGUGUUGAGUGGGUACAGUCAAGGAGCGCAGUUGGUGCAUCGCGCAGCCAAGCUAUUGAGUGCCGCGACGGCCACGCGCAUCUCUUCAGUGGUCGUAUUUGGGGAUCCCUACCACCCAGCUGCCAUCCCGGGCAUCCCAGACUGGAAAGUCGCUACCUUCUGUCGUAAAGGGGACAAUAUAUGCGAGGGAGGCAUGCGAAUCGGUCAAGCUCACCGCGAGUACCCACAGGAUGCUCCGGCGGCGGCAGAGUUUGUGGUUAAGCAGUCGGGACUUUGA